AUGGAUCGAGUUACUUUCAAAGUUAAUGGUGUAGAGUAUUCCGUUGGAUGUGAAGUAUCUUCAAAUGUAAUGCUAUUAGAUUAUAUUCGAGGAUGGCUGGAGUUGAAAGGGACUAAAUACAUGUGUCGUCAAGCCGGUUGUGGUGCGUGCGUGGUGUCCGUGCGAAAACAGGGAGCUUUACCUUAUUCUAUCAACUCGUGCAUGAUACCUAUCACCGCUUGUCAUGGCCUAGACAUCACUACUAUAGAAGAAGUAGGCAAUAGACGUAAAGGCUACCAUCCUCUGCAGACAACACUAGCUAAGUACAACGGCUCCCAAUGUGGGUACUGCUCACCGGGAUGGAUCAUGGCUAUGUACAGCCUCCUCCAGAAUCAAAAAGAUAUGACUAUGUUGGAUUUAGAGCAAUCGUUAGCAUCCAACAUAUGCAGGUGUACAGGCUACAGAUCAAUUUUGGAUGCCUUCAAAACAUUUGCCACAGAUGCUCCUAAAACGAUAGAAAUCCCUGAUAUUGAAGACUUGAGCAUUUGCAAAACAAAAUCUUGCAACAAACCUUGUGAUGAAAAUGAUUGGUGCGUUGUAACUAUGAAUGAUUUGAGCAUUGACGAUGGUAUAGUGAAAAUUAAUCUUAAAGAUGGAAAGUUUUGGUACAGAGUCACUAGAAUAGUUGAUGUAUUUAAAAUUAUAGCUGAAACGAAUGCUUCAUAUAAACUUAUUUGUGGAAAUACAGCUAAAGGCGUUUACCCGAACGAUGAUAUUCUGGAAAAUCCUGAAAUACUAAUAGAUAUUAAAGAAGUCCUAGAAUUGAAAGGUUAUAUUUUAGAUCAGAACCUUAUCGUUGGAGCCGAAAAUACUCUUAGUGAGUUAUUAGACAUAUUUGAGGCAGUUGCUAAGGAAGAAUAUUUUAGCUAUCUCAAUGUUUUACACGAUCACAUUAAAUUAGUAGCUCAUGUAGCAGUCAGGAAUGUAGGUUCCAUUGCAGGCAAUUUGAUGACAAAACAUAGGCACAAUGAGUUUCAGUCUGAUAUAUUUCUCUUGUUUGAGACAGUUGGUGCACAGUUAACCAUCAUGUUUUCAAAUAAUAACGCACAAAUUGUAACAAUGACGCAGUUCCUAAAAAUGGACAUGAAGAAGAAACUUAUUAAAAAUGUGAUGCUACCACCGCUGAACAAAACGUAUAGACUCACGACUUUCAAGGUGAUGCCACGGUCUCAAAAUGCACACGCAAUAGUGAAUUCAGGAUUUUUAUAUAAAUUGACUCCAGAAAAUAUAGCAGUUCAAGCAAGAAUAGUGUUCGGUGGAUUAUCACCAUCGUUUGUCAGAGCUUCAUCAACCGAAAGGUUUCUUAUAGGGAAACCGUUGUUUAAAAACGAAACUUUACAAGCUGCAAUAAAUUUUUUAAAAGAUGAACUAGUUGUAACUGAAAAUCCACCUGAAGAAUCUGUUGCUUAUAGAAAAAAGUUGGCUUUAGGGCUGUUUUAUAAGGGGUUAUUAACUCUGUGUCCAGAGUCCAUCAUUCAUCCAAGGUACAAAUCAGGAAGAAUUAAAAUUCAUGAAUCUCGACCAGUUUCUAAGGGCCAGCAAAUGUAUGAGACUGAUCCCAGCACAUGGCCACUAAACCAGCCCAUACCGAAGAUGGAAGGACUGAUUCAAUGUGCAGGUGAAGCAAUGUACACAGAUGAUAUUCCGCCAUUCCCUAAUGAGGUUUACGCUGCAUUUGUCCUGUCUACUAUCGGAAAGGGUCAAAUAUCAUCUAUAGAUGCUACAGAAGCUCUGAAUCACCCAGGAGUUAUAGCUUUCUUUUCGGCAAAAGAUAUUCCUGGCUUAAAUUCCUUUACUCCAGCAGAAGAUGAAAAUUACCAAAUGAAUGAAGAAGUAUUUUGUAGCGGUGACGUCAAAUAUUACAAUCAACCUGUAGCAUUAAUAGUUGCCGAUAGUCAAGAGACAGCUAACCUAGCUGCCAACUUUGUCAAAAUUGAAUAUAUUAAUGUCGGAAAACCAGUUGUUGAUGUGAAAUUGGCUAAAAAGGAUCCUAAACGGAAUAAAUUAAACAAAGAAAUUAGAGCUACCCAUAGAGGUCAGGAUAUAGCCAAAGUAGUCAAAGGAGAUAAUACUAUUUACGGACAAUACCACUUUCCAUUGGAGACGUUGGUUAGUGUGAGUAAACCCAGUGAAGAAGGAUUAGCUAUCUACGCAACUACUCAGUGGACUUCAGCCAUACAGUUGAUGGUUUCAAGAGCAUUAAAACUUGAUCAGAGCAGGAUCGACGUCCAUGUUCGUCGUAUUGGUGGCGCGUUUGGCAUCAAGAUAUCACGGAUCAUACAAACAGCAGUAGCAACUAGUUUGGUAGCAAUGAAGUUGAAUAUUCCAUGCAGGAUUAUACAUCCUUUAGAGACCAACACAAGAGCCCUAGGAAAACGGUUUCCUUGUUCCAGCAACUUCGAAGCAGGUGUCAAUAAAUAUGGCAUUAUUCAAUAUGUCAAUCACGAUGUUUAUGAAGACAAUGGCUACGAGCGCAAUGAAAUCAUAUCGGAUUUUGGGGUCAUUGAAUAUAACAAUUGCUACAAUGACACUAUAUGGAAUCACAAAUGUAUCGAUACUAUCACAGAUACUGCUAAAAACACAUGGGCAAGAUCACCAGGAACUAUGGAACAAAUAGCUGUGGUUGAACUAAUAAUGGAACAGAUUUCUUAUGAACUAUCAAUAGAUCCAGUCCAGAUACGCUUAAAAAAUUUAGACCCAAAACACAGUGACCUUAUAGAAAUGUACCAAACACUGAAAACAAAUUCAGAUUAUGAAACAAGAAGGUUAACGGUCAAUAGAUUUAAUAUGGAAAAUAGGUGGAAGAAACGAGGUCUAAGGUUUGUUUUUCUUAGAUGGGAACAUAUUUAUGCAAGGUACUUCGACGUCAACCUCGCAGUGUUUCAAGGCGAUGGAACAAUUGUUAUAAGUCAUGGGGGUGCAGAAAUAGGCCAAGGAAUUAAUACUAAAGCGGCACAAAUUGCAGCCUACAUGCUAGGUGUUCCAAUAGAAAAAAUAAUUAUCAAAGAAAACAAUACUAUUGUAUCACCUAAUUCAAAUGUAUCUGGAGGUAGUCUCACGACUCAAAAUAUUAUCAUGGGAGUAGAAAAAUGUUGUGUACAGUUGCUAGCGAGACUCGAGCCAAUCAGAAAACAAAUGCAGAACCCAUCUUGGGAAGAAUUGAUAAAGAAAAGUUUUGAGAAGUAUGUCGAUCUGCAAGCUCACGGUUUCACAGGAGAAAAUGAUAUUCAGAAUUAUACGGUUUAUGGAGUGACACUGGCUGAAGUAGAGAUUGAUGUGUUGACGGGAGAAUCUGAGAUAAUAAGAGUCGAUAUACUACAGGAUGUAGGCAGAAGUAUUAAUCCUGCGAUUGAUAUUGGCCAGGUUGAAGGUGCCUUCGUCAUGGGACUUGGAUACUGGACCAGCGAGAAACUGGUUUACGAUUCCAAUACAGGAGAACUUUUGACAGAUCGUACUUGGAACUACUUUGUACCACAAGCGAGAGACAUACCGCAAGACUUUAGAAUAUAUUUAAGAAAGAAAUCUUAUUCUACGAAACCAAUUUUUGGCUCCAAAGCAUGCAGUGAGCCGCCAAUAUGUAUGACGGUAUCAAUUCCUAUCGCCAUGAGAGAAGCCAUAGUAUCGGCCAGGCUAGAGAGCGGGUUACCUAGUACCCAAUGGUUUAGUAUCGAUGGUCCCUACACAACAGAGCAAAUAUGUUUGGCGUGUGAGACGAAGACAGAAGAUUUUAAAUUUAAUUAA
Messenger RNA from Trichoplusia ni (cabbage looper), 3780 nucleotides. Its product is annotated as xanthine dehydrogenase-like. The record is from RefSeq and is a predicted model, not a curated record. The coding region runs from base 1 to 3780 and encodes 1259 amino acids. The transcript is spliced from 17 exons. Gene Ontology annotation, molecular function: 2 iron, 2 sulfur cluster binding; iron ion binding; FAD binding. Lineage: Eukaryota; Metazoa; Arthropoda; Insecta; Lepidoptera; Noctuidae.